Molecule: messenger RNA, 639 nt
Organism: Psylliodes chrysocephalus
Lineage: Eukaryota; Metazoa; Arthropoda; Insecta; Coleoptera; Chrysomelidae
Source: the annotation of a GenBank genome assembly
AUGUCCAACGCGCUACUUCAGUUGGCUGAAACUUAUGGUGUAAAAAUAACACAAAAAUAUCUGGCCAAAGAACAUACCCAAAUGGAGUGCGAUAGCAUACAUGCUUGUAUUAAAACUUCAUUGAAAAAUAAGGACAUUUACCUUUCAAGCGAUUAUGCUCGAAUAACGAAGGAAGCUGAGAAGAAAAACCCCUAUGUAGUUAAAAUACCAGACUUUGAUUUUUUUACCAAUUUUAAUCACAAGCCAUUACUGAAGUAUGAUUCCAUAAGGCCUGGAAAAGUAACAUCAGACCCAGUCGUCACAAAUCUAAGAGCACUGGAGUACUUGCCAAAAGGAGAAAUUAAUUUCAAAAUAAAUUUCAACGAUGAGUUUCAAACGCUUCCUCGACGACCAAAAGCUAUAAAACAUCAAAAGGAAAAGCAAAUACAAAAUGUUAAUGACCAAAGAGAACCUGGCGAAACUAUAGAAAAUGAUCCGAAGGAAAAUAAUAUUAAAGAUCAACAUAAUAUUGGACAACACGAAAAUAUUUGUGUACCAAUAGCAACCAAAAAAUUUGAUAAUAUUCAAGAGCAGCUCCCAUUUAUUCCAGAAAACUUAAGAGGAUUCUUAUUGAGUUUAAAUCAAUCUGAAAAUGAAUAG